AUGGCGCUUCGUCGACCACAUCGCAAAUCCCGCCACGGCUGUCUGGAAUGUAAACGCCGUCGAGUAAAGUGCGACGAAAUUCGACCAACUUGUUCCAAUUGUGCCAAACGUCACUCAGAGUGCGAGUAUGGCUCAUCAACCUCGCUCCUCUGGGCAAAUGAGGAGCCGAUCGUUUUCCGACAAUCGACUUCUCGAACCUCAGGGUCAGACAAUGGCCAGCCCAGCGACUCCGUACUAAGCAGCCCUUCGACUGACUCGCUGCACGUCGGUAUGUUGAGUCAUUUGGGUGGGGACGGCCUGUCAAGGCCCACUGCAGCAACGAUGUCGACGUCGACGCCGACAACGGCCCUCAAUUUGCCCGAUUUGGAGCUGAUGAUGCACUGGUGUAACGACACGUACCAGACGCUUUCACGCAAUGAAAGCACAGACCGGGUAUGGCGCAAUGCCGUUCCAGAAGAGGCGCUUUCUCACCCAUUCCUAAUGCAUGGAAUCCUCGCACUCUCCGCGCUGCAUCUUGCCCGUACAGGGCCCGAUCCUUCGCGAAAGACCGCAUUUUUGAACAGGGCUGUCACCCAUCAGAAUCAAGCGUUGGCCUUGUUUCGUGAGCUUCUCAGCGAUAUUCGAGAAAGCAAUGCUAAAGCCAUGUUUGCAUUUGCCAGCGUGGUGGUGGUGUACACCUUCGGUUUCCCCCACACCCCUGACGCGCAAGAUCCCGGCAGCUGCAUCGAAGACCUGUACCAGGUACUCUUUCUGGCACGUGGUGUGCAGCAAGUCAUCCGCUCCCCAGCGGAGUAUCUCAGUCACACCAAUUUUGCCCCGAUAUUGCAAAUAGAGGAGAUCCAGACGGAAUUGCCGGAUGACGCUAACGCAACCAUCAACGAUCUGCACGAGGCAAAUGAGGUCUGCGGUGCGCAAAAUCGAGCCCACGAGACAGAGGUCUACACAGCCGCUAUCGAUAACGUUGCCGAGAUGCUUCGCUGGGUGUACGGUGGUAUGACGUCCAAUGUUGUGGCGGGCCGAUGGGCGAUCAAGUUGCCCUCUCGGUUUAUGGAAUUACUACGUGAGCGUGAGCCUAUGGCCUUGGUUCUGUUAGCACACUUUGCUUUGCUCUUACACUACCUCAAACAUCGCUGGUGCUUCGAGGACUGGUGUGGACGAUUGGCGAAAGCUGUUUGGAGGCUGCUGGAUCAUGAGUGGAGGUCGCUUGUGCAUUGGGCUAUGGUGGGUAUUCUAGGGGAAAAUUACCUUGAAAAGGUCAAGCCUCUAUAA
Penicillium diatomitis is the source of this 1269-nucleotide messenger RNA. Its product is annotated as Zn(II)2Cys6 transcription factor domain-containing protein. Gene Ontology annotation, biological process: regulation of transcription by RNA polymerase II. The record is from RefSeq and is a predicted model, not a curated record. Lineage: Eukaryota; Fungi; Ascomycota; Eurotiomycetes; Eurotiales; Aspergillaceae. The transcript has 2 exons. Gene Ontology annotation, molecular function: zinc ion binding; DNA-binding transcription activator activity, RNA polymerase II-specific. Bases 1 to 1269 code for a protein of 422 amino acids.